AUGACGAGUGUGAUGGCUUUUCGGUUAAAUUACCACGAAGAAUGCCACGGGGCUAAAGCCAAUAUAAAUUACCCCUCAGAUUACUCCUCUCUUACAAUUACGAACACAGCCGCCCCCAACACCCAGUCACAGACGCAGAGAGAAGAAGAGAGUGAACGAGAGGAAAGAACGAAGGAAGUCUCGUAUAUAGCAAAUAAGAUGAAGCCGGCUGCUUCAGUAGUGUGGCUGUGCUUGGUGGUGGCGGCGGCGCUGGCAGCCGCAGUUCUGGUGAAAGAAGCAGAAGCGGUGACGUGCAGCCCGCUGGAGCUGAGCCCGUGCUUAGGGGCAAUCACGUCGUCUUCCCCCCCGUCGGGUCAGUGCUGCAGCAAGCUGAGGGAGCAGAGGCCCUGCCUCUGUGGCUACCUCAGGAACCCGAGCCUCAGGUCCUACGUCAACUCCCCCAACGCCCGUCGGGUUGCUGUCACCUGCGGUGUUCCAUUCCCCCAGUGCUAGCCAACCAAAACAUCCAUCUGUCAACGCCAUCAAUCAAACCAACCAGUCCACCACACAACACACCGCGCAGUAAGAACUGAAGAAGAGUAGUAGCAGUCCCAGCUUCCCUAAUAAUUAAUUGUCUCUGUCGUGAUGAUUCCUCAAUCGCUACAUCCACCUCUACACGUACAAAUACAAAUAUAAUAAAUAAAUGGGAGGGAAGGAUUGAAUAAGUUGUGCUUUUGGAUUAUGUUUUUCCUGGAACCAAAUUACUUAAAUUAAAUUAAAUGAUAUCCAAUGCGGCAGGAUUGUUUUCCCCUUGUAUCGAUCUUUUUUUUUUUUUUCCCUCUCAACGAAUAAGCAUGUACUUAGCAAAGUCUGUUAAAACUUAAAAUGUUUUGAGUGUUUGGUCUCUACCAUAUGCUCAGGUC
Molecule: messenger RNA, 902 nt
Organism: Punica granatum (pomegranate)
Lineage: Eukaryota; Viridiplantae; Streptophyta; Magnoliopsida; Myrtales; Lythraceae
Source: RefSeq, a predicted model, not a curated record